ACGUGCAUCGAAGGCAAACAGCGUGUCGCCCCGUACCCACAAAAGUCGCUCACCGAAGUCGCCAGAAUCGGCAAUCUGACCGUCUGGGACGUCUGGGGCCCCGCGCGCAUCAGACGCAUUCACGGUGAAUUCUAUUUCACACAAUUCACAGAC
This is a messenger RNA of Trametes versicolor FP-101664 SS1, 153 nucleotides long. RefSeq lists its product as uncharacterized. The annotation marks the transcript as partial. NCBI's taxonomy places the organism in Eukaryota, Fungi, Basidiomycota, Agaricomycetes, Polyporales, Polyporaceae. The record is from RefSeq and is a predicted model, not a curated record. The transcript has a single exon.